Molecule: messenger RNA, 2157 nt
Organism: Diprion similis
Lineage: Eukaryota; Metazoa; Arthropoda; Insecta; Hymenoptera; Diprionidae
Gene: mtg
Exons: 8
Coding region: 44-1642 (532 amino acids)
Cellular component (GO): extracellular region
Molecular function (GO): chitin binding
Source: RefSeq, a predicted model, not a curated record
UUAAUAUUGAGGUGUGACGAUUAUCGUGAUACUGGAUUAAGAGAUGAAGAUCGCAACCACCUUGUUCCUAUUCGUCGUCGUUGGGUGUACGUGGCGGGAGACCUUAGCGACUUGCGUACUGGAGUCCGAUUUUGGUUUCAAGCUAAACUGCGCCUUCAAAAAAUCCGGCCUAUUUCGGGUUCGAAAUCUUGGAGGCGUCAAAGGUUUCGUAGGUCUUGGAUUCUCGGUUGGAGAUGAACUCGGAUUUCCUGAAUCAAUUUCCAAUUUGGAAAGCAGCAAGAGACGAAGUGUUCAAGUCCGGGGAAAUUCAAUUCCCGUAGGAACGUCAAACGCGCGUAUGCCGCAGAAUCCACGCGCUGUUCCACCCUUCAAACCUUUGCCACCUGGUGGAGUUCGGCCGAUGGCUCAGCAGACGGAGCGUCAGAGAUUAGUGGUCCAGCAGAAUGCAACUGCUCUGAAAACAGUCGGUGCACCUUCAUUCGCCGCGAUGCAGACGGAGAAUGCAAAGCUGCAACAGCGAACCCAGCAAGAGGCCUUUGCUCUUCAGAUGCUGAAGCAGCAGCAGGCGCAACAGCAACAAGCCAUCAGGCAACAGCAACAGCAGCAAAUGAUCGCCAUGCAGAACAAGAGGAUACAGGCUGAUUCAUCCCCCAUGGCAUCGUCAGUCAGAGUUCCUGAUAUAAUAUUGGCUCAACCCGUAACAUCAGGAAUUACUGCAAACAUGGAAACUGUUCAAGCCUAUAGUAAUGGUCUUCCGCCGUUCGUCGCCAUGCCGCAAUCGUCUUCCCAGCUUACAGACAGGAUCAGCCACAGUCCCACUCUGCUCGAGGACUCGAUGAACGAGGUUGCAAAGGACGAUUUUUACCAGAUUCCCAUACCAUCGGACGAGGCUGUUUCAUCGGUUAAUCAGUUGACUCUUAGAUCCAUAUCUCCAGCAGCUGUUAACCAGGGUCUACAACCUCAGCAGGAGUACAGUAAACAGAAUGCCCAGCCUCCGAUGAUCUCCCCGUCUUCAUUGGCGUCGUUCCAAGGCAUGGAACCCUCUCUGAAGGCCUUGGCUGAGGCGAGCAACGUCACUUUGGAGGCUUUGGAAACUGCCAUUUUACUCAGACAGCAACAGUUGCUGCGAAAGCAUGAGGAACCAACGACCAGCACCACCACAACUACUACCACCACUACUACGACGUCGAGUCCCGUAAGAAACAGGUACAGUCUGGCUGCACCUAGCAAGGUGAUGAAUGCUCCCCGCGAGUAUUACCCUGUUGGAUACGACAAAAACUUUGACGACAAUUUCGCAAGCCGCGUCGAAUUGCCUGAUACCAGCUUUUACUGUGGCGAUCAGAAACAUUUUCCUGGACUUUACGCCGAUGAGGAUCUUGGAUGCAUGGUAUUCCACGUCUGUGCUCUUACCGACGAUGGUCUCAUCAUGAAGAGUUUCUUGUGCCCUGAGUCGACGCUUUUUGACCAAACGGUUCUCAAGUGCAACUGGUGGUUCUACGUCGAUUGCAAAUCUUCGAAAAAGUUGUACGACAGUAACAUUCCCAUAAGCAAAAGUUACCAGCUUAUGAAAGCUCUCGCCUUUUUCUCAGCCUACAAAAAUCACGACAAUGGAACCUCAAGCUCGACUGAUGAGAGCUUGUGAAUGUAGUUUGCGAGUUCGGCAAGGAUUAUGUUACGUUAGGAUGCAAAGGAGUGGAUACUAACUGAUGAGAGGCGAAUCCUCAUCUAUAUUCACGCUCCUCUAGUGAUUGUAUAUUUUGUGCAAAACACAAAGUGGACAAUAGAUCAAACCAUGAAAUAAGGCUGUAGUUUUAGUAGAAUAAUCCAAAUAAUUUGAGUAAUAAUCUGAAAACAUACCUGUGCAAAUCGUGAAUGAUUUUGUACAUAGAUGUGUGCAAUUUCAAGCGAUUUACGGCCGAUUGCGAGAGCAGUUAUUGGAUGGGUCUACGAAUGGUCUAUUACAUAAUUUAUUUGACGAUUGUAACUACGAUAUUUGGCUUUAAAAAUGGAAAUGUAAAUAAUUUAUUUUCAUAAAUAGCAUUAAUCGGUAGGUGUAAGAUAUUCAAAGGCGUAUCAGUGAUGUAAUUGUAAAUAGUUUGAAAUCAUUUACACUCAAUCAUUCAUUAAAAAGAGCAAAAUACUCUGCGAAAUUCAUGA